This is a messenger RNA of Styela clava, 2734 nucleotides long. Its product is annotated as phagosome assembly factor 1-like. Lineage: Eukaryota; Metazoa; Chordata; Ascidiacea; Stolidobranchia; Styelidae. Gene Ontology annotation, biological process: Golgi to plasma membrane protein transport. Gene Ontology annotation, cellular component: synaptic vesicle membrane; trans-Golgi network; dendrite. The record is from RefSeq and is a predicted model, not a curated record.
UUAAAAUGCUCAUUGGCCAAGAUAUUACUGUAUUAUGAUCAUGAUUUUAUUAUCCAUAAGAAAAUAUAGCUUCUAAGCUUCAGAUCAUAUAAUAUAGCACUAUGUUUGUAAAUUGAAAGUUUGGCAAGAGAUCCCACAGUUCAUCUAAAAUCUGGCUGGUAUUUGGAUGGGAAACUCCCAAGUCCAGUUUCAAGUAUUUUGCAGUAUUGUGGCGUCUGAAGGCUGAAGCUGCCGCGAAACUAUGGCCGCUAUGCCAAACUCAUGGCGACUGACUUUUUAGCUGCCAGAAACCAUUUGCGGGUAAAAUUUUGCUGCCUUAACCACGGCAGGUAGGCCCACUACUGCACUAGGCCGUAAAGACAGGGCUGCCCUGAUAGUGACAAAUAUUGGGUAAGUUGGAACAUUUUUUUAUGGAUACAGUUUUACAUGUAUUUGGGGUUAGGUUUCAGGUAUAAAUAGUCUAUUUAUCUAUUUAAAAUAGAUAUAUUUCCGCAUGAUGAAUUAAAAUCUGGUAUAUAACUUUGUGAAUAUACGGGCAAUAGUGCAUAAAUCAUGGCAAGAGCCGCCGCAGUACGUUCGUGGCAGGAGCUGCCAUGAAGUGGUAAGAACUGCAUUAGGGUGAACUCAGAAAUGCAGCAUUCACUACUGCGGAGCUUUGUGAUGCAAUAGUCUAUGUUUAAAUUUUUUCACAUGUUAAUUUUAGUUGAACGACCUUCCCCCAUCCAGUUAGUCCCAUUAUCAUUAUUUCUGAUAUGGCAAAUUUAUUAAUGGGGUAAUCCAUUUGAGGUAAGUGGAAGCGUGUAUCUUUUUUUUCGGUUUUCAUUACUUAUUCGAUUAUUCGUAUAUCUGUUUUAUUGCGACUGAAAAUCGGAAUAAACUCUCUAAAUUGUACCUAUAUUUUAUUUGUAUACAAAUAGUUUGUUAUUACCAGAUUACUGUAUUAGCUAAAUCUAAGAGUGAGAUGCUGGAUUUAAAUGUUCUCCCUGAAAGAUCUCUUGGAAAUGAACAAUGGAGUUUUGCACUUGGAAUGCCAUUAUCACAGAUUGUACAAAUUUUACAAACACAUUGUCGAGUCAUAAAAAGUGUGGAAGUCAUUUAUCAAGAGAAACGUCCAAUCGAAUCUGAUCUGGUGUUGAACCUGAAUAGUGAUGGAAUAAAACUUGUUUUUGACUCUACUGCACAACGAUUAAAAGUGAUUGAAGUUUUUAACAUGUCAAAAGUUAAACUUAAAUACUGUGGAAAUUAUUUUAAUUCUCCACAAAAUAAACCAACCCCGGAACAGAUUGAACAAGCAUUUGGCGCUACUCGACCAGGGCAAUAUGAUGCAAGUUUGCAAUCGUACAUUGUAAGCUUCAGAGGUCUUACUUUUUUCUUUCCAGUCGAUGCUCAAUUUGAAAACUUCUUCGCUAAGCAUUCGUUAUCAAGUGCCACAUCAAGUUUGCCCACAGAUUUUAUUCCUGCUGUAUCAAGAAUGUGCAUUUAUGCUGGGAGCCAACUGAAUGAAACGACUGCACCAGCAAUGCCAUUGUCUUGUUAUCAUGGAAAUCUAUAUCUUGAUUCGGCUGAAGUUUCUUUCAAAGAAAAUGGCAAAGAAUGUGAUGGACUAGAUCUGAAACUAAUAACUGUUCCUGAUAAUAAAAAUGAAACUAUCAUUUUAGAAAAAUCAGUUAAAUUUGGUGAUAGUGUUCAGCAAGUUCUUGCAAUAUUAGGAUCUCCAUGCAAAAUUUUUUACAAGCUUCAAGAUAAAAUGAAAAUACAUUCUGCAAGUCCACGUAAAUUGAAUGAAACUCGCCACACAGAUUAUUUUUAUAAUUAUUUUACUCUUGGAAUCGACAUAUUAUUUGAUGGCAAGUUUCAUCAAGUGAAAAAAUUUCUUCUGCACACAAAUUUUCCUGGACAUUACAAUUUUAAUAUUUACUAUCGAUGUGAUUUCAAAAUUAAGCUUCUUGGAGAGGAAAACUGUGUUGACGUUACUCCAUGUACACUUUGGAAUGCUGUAAUUGGCCAAUUGCCUUUUGAUGUUGGCAAACCAGUUGUUCUGAAUAGAGCAUCGUCAACAAAUAACACUAACCCCUUUGGAUCAAAUUUUUGUUUUGGAUUAAGAAAUAUGAUUUUUGAGGUUAUGUCGAAUAAUCAUAUUGCAUCUGUUACUUUGUAUAAUCCGCAAAAACAGUUGAAAUAACUUUUCAAAAAUAAGAUAUUACUAGGCAACAGUAUUUGAAUGCUUGGUGACUUCAAUAUUUGCUCUAAUCAUUGUGCUGUCUAUGUUUAUGUGUGUUCAAAAUUUAAAAGUUUGAUUUGUUUACAUAUCAAAAAUUUAUAUAUUAUCAUAUUCUAGACAUAAAAAAUGAAAUAAUUAUUCUGAAUGUUUUGAAAAAUGUUGAUAAUACUGGAGAAUUGUAAAUUUUUUUUGAUCUGUUACAAGCUUUAAUUGGAAAUUUUAGUUUUUGCUUAUAACAGAUUACUUCCUGAGUAAAGCCAUUGGUUCAUAACUAGUUGGGAUAUAUAGCUAGCUGGUUUGCAAAAUUACCUGAUGUUCUAAAUUCUGUUGGGUUUUCUUUGUUGUUUUAGACUGUGUAUGUUUUUUCCAUAAUGAAAUAGAAUAAAUAGAAGAUAUGGUAAAUAAUAACUGUGUAAAUAAUUCUGAAUCAUCUUUAUUAGUUUGUUAAUGGUGCAAACAGUAAAACAUUCAUUAAUAAAAGCAGGCUUUUAAAUUGUUUACUUUCCAUUUGAG